Messenger RNA from Nerophis ophidion (straightnose pipefish), 1515 nucleotides. It is a transcript of the gene fah, whose product is annotated as fumarylacetoacetate hydrolase (fumarylacetoacetase). NCBI's taxonomy places the organism in Eukaryota, Metazoa, Chordata, Actinopteri, Syngnathiformes, Syngnathidae. The coding region runs from base 80 to 1330 and encodes 416 amino acids. The record is from RefSeq and is a predicted model, not a curated record. Gene Ontology annotation, biological process: L-phenylalanine catabolic process; L-tyrosine catabolic process; homogentisate catabolic process. Gene Ontology annotation, molecular function: fumarylacetoacetase activity. The transcript is spliced from 15 exons.
UGCGUGUUAACAUCUGGAAGCACUUUUUUCACUCACUCAGAUAGCUGCAACUUUUGAGAGGCCACUGCUUAAACACAAAAUGUCUUUUAUACAAGUAGAUACAACUUGUGAUUUUUCUAUCCACAACCUACCUUAUGGAGUGUUCUCCACUUCUGAACAUGCCAAGCGCCGGAUUGGGGUUGCUAUUGGAGACCAGAUUCUGGACCUGAGCGUGAUCUUCUCACUUUUUCAAGGACCUGUGAUGUCCAAGCAUCAACAUGUUUUUCAGCAGCCGUCGCUAAACGCAUUCAUGGCUCUGGGUUAUGAAGCGUGGAAGGAGACCAGGAAUACUUUGCAAAUGUUGCUGUCAGCCAAUCACAGCACUCUAAGAGAUGACUGUGAGCUACGCAGCAGAGCUUUUGUCUCUCAAAGUGCAGCCACGAUGCAUCUUCCAGCUGAUAUUGGUGAUUAUACUGACUUCUACUCCUCCAGAGAUCAUGCAACUAAUGUUGGCACCAUGUUUCGGGGAAAGGAAAAUGCACUGAUGCCAAACUGGUUGAGACUUCCAGUAGGCUAUCAUGGCAGAGCAUCAUCGGUGGUUGUGUCGGGCACCCCAAUUCGUCGACCCGCAGGGCAGAUGAGACCUGAUCAGACAAAACCCCCUGUGUUCGGCCCUUCAAAGCAGUUGGAUAUUGAAUUGGAGAUGGCCUUCUUUGUUGGACAGGGGAAUUUGCCUGGGGAGCCAAUCCCCAUUGAAAAAGCCCAUGAACACAUCUUUGGCAUGGUACUCAUGAACGACUGGAGUGCUCGGGAUAUCCAAGCUUGGGAAUACGUUCCUCUGGGUCCGUUCCUGGGAAAGAACUUUGGUACAACAAUCUCACCGUGGGUGGUCCCUAUGGAGGCCUUGUUGCCUUUUGCGGAGCCCAAUCCUGUUCAGGAUCCAGAGCCCCUCCCGUACCUCCGACAUCAAGAUCCUUACACAUUCAACAUCAAACUGUUUAUAUCUCUAAAAGGGCAGCAUAUGAAAAAAUCUUCAACCAUCUGCAAGUCGAACUUUAAGUACAUGUACUGGACCAUGAAGCAGCAGCUAGCCCAUCACACUGUCAACGGCUGCAACGUCAGACCUGGAGACCUGCUGGCUUCUGGAACCAUCAGCGGACCUGAUGCAGACAGUUUUGGCUCCAUGCUAGAACUAUCAUGGAGGGGAUCUAAAAGCAUUGACCUUGACGGAGGAGAAACCAGAACCUUCCUCCAAGAUGGAGAUGAAGUCACCUUGACAGGUUACGGUGAAAAAGAUGGAUACAGGGUCGGCUUUGGUUCCUGCACUGGAACCAUCCUUCCUGCCCACUGAAACCCACUCAAUAAAAAGGGCAAAGGUGACCUUGUUACUGGAAUUUUCUCACAAUAUGAUGUUGUGUUACUGUGGUACCAAUAUCAGUGUUAUUGAUGUCGUGUUUUCUGAGACAAAAUCAUCAGUUGUGUUUAUUUUUUUCAUCUUUAAUUAGUAUUAAAUUGGAAGACAUCCUUACACCAAAA